Messenger RNA from Tarenaya hassleriana, 1290 nucleotides. RefSeq lists its product as uncharacterized. Gene Ontology annotation, molecular function: nucleic acid binding. The transcript is spliced from 5 exons. The record is from RefSeq and is a predicted model, not a curated record. Gene Ontology annotation, biological process: DNA integration. Lineage: Eukaryota; Viridiplantae; Streptophyta; Magnoliopsida; Brassicales; Cleomaceae. The coding region runs from base 1 to 1290 and encodes 429 amino acids.
AUGAACCGCGUGUUCAUGGACUAUCUAGAUGCAUUUGUCCUCUUUUUCAUCGAUGACCUCCUCAUCUACUCGCCGGAUCUGCAAACACAUGAGGAGCAUCUGUGGAAGAUAUUGCGGAGACUAAGGGAGAAACUACUGUAUGCAAAGUUCAGUAAUUGCAGCUUUUGGUUACAGGAGAUUAGAUUCCUGGGACACGUGGUAUCGACCCAUGGCAUUCAGGUCGAUCCGACCAAGAUCGAGACCGACAUGGAAUGGCAGUCCCCGACUUCUGCUUCGGAAGUCAGGAGCUUCUUGGGACUUACCUCGCUCACCAUCUAUAUCGGCGUAAAAGAGAGGGAUCCAUGGUAUGCGGACUACGUGAAUUUUAUUGUCAGUGGCUAUAUCCCUCGGGAGUUGGACUACAACGGGAGGAAGAGGUUCUUCAGAGACAUCAAGGACUAUUUUUGGGAAGAGCCAUAUACCUCUUCAAGAGAGAGAACGGGGAACAUCUCUCGCCGCCACGAGAUGCCUCAACACUACAUCUUGGAAGUUGAGCCCUUUGAUUUUUUGGGAAUAGACUUCAUGGGACGGUUCCCAUCUUCUUAUGGGAACCAAUACAUCCUCGUGGCGGUCGAUUAUGUCACUAAGUGGGUAGAAGCGAUGUUCAUCAACCGCACCAUAGAAGCUCUUUUGAAGUAUGGUGUGAGACAUAAGGUGGCUACCCCGUAUCACCCUAAGACGAGCGGGCAAGUUGAAGUCUCGAAUAGGGAGAUCAAGGCGAUACUUGAGAAGACGGUGUCAAGGUCAAGGAAAGAUUGGGCAUCCAAGCUUGAUGAUGCUCUAUGGGCGUAUAGGACAGCCUUCAAGACACCCAUCGGUAUGUCUCCCUUUCAACUUGUCUAUGGGAAAGCUUGUCACUUGCCGGUUGAGCUUGAGUACAGGGCAUAUUGGGCGAUUAAGAAGCUGAGUUACGAUUGGAAAUCCGCUGCGGAGAAGCGAGUGUUGCAGCUUCACCAACUCGAUGAGAUUCGGUUGGACGCCUACGAGAAUGCCCGAAUUUACAAGGAGAAAACUAAGAGAUGGCAUGAUCGUCGGAUUUUGCAGAGGGAUUUUAGAGAAGGUGAUCAGGUACUUCUCUUUAACUCAAGGCUCAAACUAUUUCCAGGCAAGUUGAGAUCGCGUUGGUCGGGGCCUUUCACGGUUAUGCACGUCUACCCUCAUGGAGCGAUACAAUUAUAUGGUUAUGGAGGGGAUACAUUCAAGACCAACGCGCAAAGGCUGAAGAUUUACAACCCCGGGGAUUUCACUUGA